UUUUAUCACAAACACCAGUCAGAACAUGUGCAAUAAAUUUUAAAAAGAGAAAAAAUUUAUAUAAAAAUUAUUACUCUAAUUUAAUUUAAUAAAUUAUAAAACAGUAUCACAUUUUGAUAAAAAAUUGUAAUAUCGAAAUUUGUGACUAGUUUUACAAUUAUGACUUUGAAUGAUGUUACUGAUGACGAUUCCUCAUCUUUAAGUAAUGACGAAUGCUCACAAAACAUAUGUUUUGAUGAUGAAGAAGUUAAUUCUGAUAACCAAGAAGAUGAACCAGCUCCUAUUUUUGAUGAGUCUAAAGAAGUCUGUUAUGAUACUAAAUACACAUUAUUAUUAGAAGAAGCUGUUAAUCUAAGUAAUAUCUAUAUUUUGCAUUUGGAUGCCUAUAAACAAGGACAGUCACUUAAAGUAGCUUCAGCAUUAUCAGAUUUUUCUUGUAAAAUUUAUAAUUUUGAAUCGAAUAAUAAAUGUACUCAAGUAUUAAAUGAUCACGAAAACAAAAUAGUGGACAUAAAAUUUGGUAAAAAUCGUAAUGAAUUUUCUGGAAUUGUAUACACAGGAUCUGAAGAUGGUACUAUUAAACUUUGGGAUUUGCGUACAAAAGAAAAAUGUAUCAGUUGUUACAAAGAUGAUACUGACUCAAAAUUAAAGCCAUUAUCAUGUUUUGAUGUAUCUUGUGAUGGAAGGUUUUUAGUAGCAGGAACAGAAGUUAUAACUGAUGAUUCAUUUUUAUUAUUUUGGGAUGUUAGAACUACAAAAUUACUUGGUGGUUAUUGGGAUACUCAUCAAGGCGAUAUUACCCAAGUUAAAUUUCAUCCUAAUGAAGAAAAAACUGUUAUAAGUGGUUCUACAGAUGGUAUAAUUAACUUAUUUGAUGUCACUCAAACAAGUGAAAAAGAUGCACUCCAAUUAACAUUUAAUACUAAUUCAUCAGUUAGUAUAUUAAAUUGGCUUAAAGAUAAAUGCGAAGACUGGAUUUUCUCUUGUAUUACUCACACAGAAGAUUUACAAUUGUGGCAUACCACUGAUUCAAAACCAUGUAUAAGCAUUUUGAGAAAUGCUAUUAGUAAAUCUAUGAAUAUUGAACCAGAUGUAUACUGUCAAGUUAUUAAUUGCCAUCAAUUGGAUAAUGAUGGUAACAUAUUAUUAUUAGUAGGAAAUAAUCACAGAAAAGGAGAACAUUUGCAAUCAUUUAAUAUUAGUAUUGAUUCAAGUAUUUCUCCUAGAACUCUUUUUAAGAAUAAUAAACAAAUUGUUAGAUGCAGUUGGUAUGAUUCUAAUGAUGGAACUCUUAUAACUGGAGGUGAAGCAGGUAUAAUUAGUGUGUGGAGCCUAAAUGAAAUUCAUGAUGUAGGCAACAAUGAUAAAUGUUCUUUAAAAGAUGUAUCCAGAAAAAGUUUGAAAAAUAUAUCUCAUAAACCAUAUUAACAUUCUGAAAAAUGAAAUGUUUCAUUUAUAUACAUAUAUAUGUAUUAUUUUUUCUAAUAAAUUUUGAUUGUUAAAUUA
Messenger RNA from Daktulosphaira vitifoliae (grape phylloxera), 1506 nucleotides. RefSeq names its product WD repeat-containing protein 89. Gene Ontology annotation, molecular function: protein binding. The record is from RefSeq and is a predicted model, not a curated record. The coding region runs from base 160 to 1428 and encodes 422 amino acids. The transcript has 10 exons. NCBI's taxonomy places the organism in Eukaryota, Metazoa, Arthropoda, Insecta, Hemiptera, Phylloxeridae.